Nannospalax galili (Upper Galilee mountains blind mole rat) is the source of this 8377-nucleotide messenger RNA. It is a transcript of the gene Klhl34, whose product is annotated as kelch like family member 34. Lineage: Eukaryota; Metazoa; Chordata; Mammalia; Rodentia; Spalacidae. The coding region runs from base 3071 to 5014 and encodes 647 amino acids. The transcript has a single exon. The record is from RefSeq and is a predicted model, not a curated record. Gene Ontology annotation, molecular function: protein binding.
CACACUAAAUUUUUUAUUUAGCAUACUUAAUAUUGUACAGGAAUAAAAACUCUUAACAGUACACAACCAUUACUCAAAGGACAGUGGUUUUCUUGGAUUGACAGUUACAUUUUCUAAAAGAGGUUUUACAAGCACAAAUAAUGUAAACAUGAUUUCAGUUAACACACUCCAUCACUUCUUCACUGGCAAAACAUGUUAGGUUGGCAUGUUGCGCUAGCAAUAAACACAUUAUUUUUAUGUAAAACUGGAGUUUUGAUGGUAAGAGCUUAAAAAAUUUGACAGCAUCUUAAUUCUGAAAUGUGACAUUCUGAAUUCAACUUAAAUGCUUGUUGAUGGACGUCUGUUGGAAUGUGAUUUGACUUCGGAGUAAAAUAAAACAUGCUGUUCAAAAAAACUCUGUUGUUUUUAAAUUAAUAAGAUGAUGAAUGUACUUUAUCACUUUGAAUAUUUGGCUUAAGUAAUGUCUGUUGCACUAAUUUUGUUUUUAUCUUACAUUGGGCCACACAAUAUAGUGGGAAGGGAGCCCUGGAUUCGUGACCAGAUUCUGUAGCUCAAUAUCAAAAUCAUCCAGACAAAGUAGACUCUUCUCUGGUGCUCAUUUGCCACAUUUAUUUAAAAGGAAGUAUGGAAUUUUGGAGGAAAAGUCCAAGGCUUAGCUUAAUGAUCUCCCAAAUUCCUUUCUAGCAAAAUUCAAUUAUGUUGAGUGAAGGCCACUUAAGUUUAAAAUGGGAAUUGUGCAAAAUGAACCGUACUGGUAUUUCACUUUUGAACCAAACAUUAUAGCAUCUCCCAAAGAACAACACCCUUCAUGAAUCUGUUUGUACCUCUAACAUUAGAUCUUUUUUGUUUUUUAAAUGUGUAUCUUUUAGUUUUUGAGAAGUUCUUACAUGAGUAUUGAAUUUACAUGAUUUCCAAGCCCUUCCAGUUCCCCUCCAAAUCUUCCCAUGUUCUCUCAACUCACUCACAAUUUCUUGUCCUCUUCUUUAUUCUUGUUACAUAUACAUAUAUUUAUAAAAAGACAUUUCUGUAUACAAUGCAUUGAGUCUAUGUACAUGUGUGUGUUUGGGGCUGCCCACUUGGACAUUGUCAAUUUUUGUUGGAACACUUUUAGAGUCUAAAGUUAAGAAAAUGUAAUCCCAGCCCCUACCUGCACUUUAUAAUUUGGCAAUUUAAGCUAUAUUUCAAUUCUAUUUUUGGCAGUAGAAUUAUUUUUAUUAACAUUUUAUGCAAUUAAAGAAUUACUUCUGAUUGGAGACCUUAUAAGUACUGAUGGCACACAGAAUAGGAAAGGACCGAGUUUUACCCUUCCUAGGACUUUAUUUUUUCUCCUGUGAAAUACAACUUCAACAGUCUGAAAUAUAACUUUUUUCAGACACUCUUUAAAGACUCACCCAAAACAGAUUGCCAGAGGGGUCAUGUUGGAAACUACGGAAAAUAAAUUCUAGAUGAAAGCAAAACAAAACUGAAGCCUCCAAAUUGCCAAGAAAGAACAGUUAUGUUAGCCAUUUAGUCUUUUAGGAGUCAGAUGCAGGCGAGGUAGUUUUAGUCAUCAUUUCUGUGCUGGGUGUUUCUUAUAAAAAUAACUUCAUGAGGAUGGGCCAUAGAAACUACAACUCUACUGAGUUUUGCUACUUUAUUAUCCAUUACCUUGUUAUGGCAUUGAAGCUGCAGCAACCAGUAAUUAGAUCACAGCGUGGCAUUCAAAGACAGAAAAAUCAAGGUAGUUACAACUUCUCCCAGCUGCAAAGAUAUGGAUUCCAGAAGAACAGGAAAGGGAUCUUAUUUGGGGUCAGAGACGAUGUGCGAGCAAAUGCCCAAAUGUGAAACAAGGUAGCUUGGGAGGCUUGCUGGUCUGCACCCGGAAGGGGCCCAGAGUGGUCCCAGGAUCCCACAGCCCAGAGUGCAGGUGAGGAGGGAGUUACUCAGGGAGCCCAGGAUUCGCUCAGGUGUGGCCAGUGCCAGUCUUCUCUGAGCACAACAGCCGCCAGGGUGUCAGAGCUCAAAAAUCGCUGCUUAAUCCCCGCUUGUGCGGGACUAAUUAGGGUCUCUUCAAAGUCGAAAGUUAAGCCUAGGGCUUCUUUUCCAGGCACAGGGGCAUCAGGAGGUCGCCAGUGUUUCAGCACAGACAGCAACCCCUUCCAGAACAACAGGAGGCCAAGCGUCCUCAGGGACUCCCGCCUUUAAUGAACUUUGGCUCCCUAACAAAUCAACUCCCCAAAGGGUUCCAGUGACCGAACCCCCGGGGACUGACGGCCAGUCGGGUCACCAGAGUCAGGGACCUGGCCCGGGAUGCUUCCUCCCAGGCUCUGAUGACAAGUUGCAGCCAGCAGCCGGGGUUGGGGGCGGGGCGCGCCAGGCCGGCCUAGGCGAGCACUAUUCCUGUCCCUGUGAGCUACCGGCGUGUAAUGUGCAGCCUCCAAUCCUGCUACCAACCCGCUCCCCCCAAUCCUCUAGGCUUUGAUUUGAUCCACUGCGCGGAACAAACUCACCCCCUGCCCCCUAGCCAGUUGUCCUGGGACUGCGCGGGUGCCCGCAGAACUUGUCCUCCUGCUCCAAGCCCAGGAGGUCAGAGCCCUCAGCCCACGCUCCCUGGACACCCACAGCAGGGGCCACAUCGACGCAUCUGGCGCGUUGGAGAUCCAGCACCCGCGCUGGUGCCCUGGCAGCUCGACCUCUCCAGGUGAUGGUGCGCGGCCACCGCCGCCCCUGGCACGCGAGUGUGGGCUCCCCAAAUUGUGUGGGGGAGGAGACGCUGGGGAACGCGUUGUCAUUCUCCGCAGAAGAAACCAAUCCCAGCAAUCUCUGGACGUCUCGGAAAUCCUCAUCCUUCGCUACUAGGGCUUUUUGGAAACCUUCUUUACAUAGGUUUUCCCCUGAGAGGGGCACGGGCAGACCUGCGGGCCUGGAGGAAGGAGCCCUGAAUUUUAAGCUGAGCAGACAAAAAUGGGCCUUUGCUAGGGGGCUCUGCAGCUCCAGCGGGCAAUUUGGGGGUUUUGUGCCCCGGGAUGCCUCCAGCUGCGCUUGGCUGGCACCACUCCCCUCCUGGUAGCUUCCCGCCACCUCGGGCAUCAUGAGUUACUUCUUAUCUUACUGCAAAGCUCAUGGGGGCUCACUGCUCACCGGCUAUCAGGCCCUACGUGCUGAGGGCUUCUUGUGCGAUGUGACACUAGAGGUCGAGGGCAGCGAGUUCCCGGUGCACAGGUCGCUUUUGGCCUGUUCCAGCGACUACUUCAAAGCCUUGUUCAAGAGCCACACUCGGGAAUCCCGCGCGCCUGUCAUUCAUCUGCACGUGCCGUCGGCGGCAGGCCUGCAGCGCCUGUUGGACUUCAUCUACACUGCCUGGCUGCCCCUCUCCAUGGACACUGUGGAGGACACUCUGGAGGCCGCAAGUUAUCUGCAAGUCACAGAGGCCUUGGGACUGUGUGGCCACUACCUGGAGCGUCAGCUGUCCCCAGAGAAUUGCUGCUUCAUUGCCAAUCUGGCUGCUCGCUUUGGCCUGGCCCACACCCUGGACGUGGCAGAACGCUGCAUCGUGCGCCACCUGCGGGGGCUCCUUGUGAUGGGCAUGGGCCCUGCGGGGCUGCUGGAACUCAAUCCUAUGUCCCUGAAGGCUGUGCUGGGCGCCCCCAACGUAGCACGGGUAUCUGAGGCACAACUGCUGGGCCUGGCAUUGGCCUGGCUGCGGCAGGAACCGGCCGCUCAGCGCCUGGCACAUAGCUCAACGGUGCUUGGCUGUAUCCGCUUUGGCUUAGUGCCUGCAGAUGUGCUGCGGCGCAUGUACUCAGGCUCAGGCCUCACCCUACCCACUCGGGUCAAGGGCCUCAUCAUUCAGGCCCUCAACUAUCACACAGCACCCUCCCGCCAGCCGCUCAUGCAGGGCGAACAGACCAGUAUCCGGAGCCCCCAGAUCCGUAUCUUGUUGGUUGGGGGAUGCAGGGCUCGGGAGACGGUUACUGAGGAAGUCGUGGACCCACGGGGGAUAGUAAGGAACCGGCACCCUGCACCUGAACCUGAGGAGGAGGGGGAAGAUGAAGAGGAGGAAGAAGAGAUGGAAGAAGAGAAAGAGUGGGAGCUCACCCAGGACGUGGUGUCCUUUGACGUGUACAACCACAGCUGGCACAGCUUGACAAAGCUGCCUGCACCCCUACUGGGUCACAGCAUGUGUACCACAGGCAACUUCCUGUUUGUCCUGGGAGGGGAGAGCCUUUCUGGCAGCCCCUCUAGCUCCCUGGCUGAUGGUCCAAGGUCAGUCACCGCCCAAGUGCACCGUUAUGACCCACGCUUCCACACCUGGACAGAGGUGCCCGCCAUGCAAGAAGCUCGGGCCUACUUCUGGUGUGGUGUCGUGGGCGAAAGUCUCCUGGCUGUUGGGGGCUUGGGCGCCUGCGGCGAGGCACUGGCCUCUGUAGAGAUGUACGACUUGCGUAGGGACCGCUGGACAGCAGCUGGGAUGCUGCCACGCGCACUGCACGGUCACGCGGGUGCCGUCGGGGAGCGCGGUGUUGUGUACAUCUCGGGGGGCAAGGGCGGGAGAGCCGAGGGAGGCUCAAGUAGCCUCAGGGAUUUGUACUCCCUUGGCCCAGGAGAGAGGGUCUGGAACAAGAGGGCGCCCAUGGGCACAGCCCGCUAUGGGCACCACCUUGCAGUGUUGCAAGGCGCAGUGUUUGCCUUUCUAGGAAGAUAUGAGCCUUUCUCCGAGAUCGAGCGCUACAACCCUGGCACAGACCAGUGGACGCGUUUGCGGGCACUACCUUAUGACCGAUUCUGCUACGGACUUGCAGUGGUAGAAGAGACAGUGCUGCUACUGGGCGGUCUUAAGUGGCGGCAAUCACGCCAGGUGCCUACCCGGAAUGUAGUGGGCUAUGACCUCGACCUGGACCGUUGGGAAGACCUUGGCUGUGCACUGCCUUGGGCCUGGAGUGGCCUUCAGUGUGCUGUGCUGCAGUUGCCUGAAGGUCAGGAAGAAGAGAGGGAGGGAGAGCCUGGGGAGGCGCUAGAUUUAGUGCUGGGUUGAAUAGAUGUUUCCAGGGAAUCCAGGAGAAAUUUUUUCUUGAUCUUGCUUGUAGAGCAAUUUUUUCCUAAGAAUUGGGACUCGGAUAGAACGGAUAGGACAGUUCUGAGGGUUAAGGAGGCAAACAAGAUCCCUCACAGAAGAAAAACCUUUCUCUUUGAACUACAGGAUAGCCAAAAGAGGAAAGGUCAAAUGGAAAGAUAUGAAUCAGCUUUACUUAACUGAUAAUUUUUCAGAAAGACUCACACUGGGUUAGAGAAGGGUGUUUAAAAAGGGACCUUAUUUCCCCUCUUUAAGUAUUUCCCUUAGGUGCCAGUGACUACUUUCAUGUCUUGCCCCCCUCAAGAAAGUUGUUAGCUAUAAAGGCUAUAAUAGUCCCAGAACAUGAUAGUAUUUGAAUCAAUCGUGGAGUGAAGCACCUGGGUUAAACUGCAUGAAAUUGUAAGGAGAAGAUUUUAUGAUCCAAAGCCACAGAGUUCUGCUCUGAUACUUCCAUAAUAAGGGACUGCGGGGAAAAGGUCUCUAAGAAAGCAUUUCUUUGAGAAACUAUCUUUGGUUAAUUUUUUUCUGUUCCCCGUCCCCACCUGCUUUCACACUGGCUGUAGGCAGCUCAUUUGGUUGAGUAAUAUUUCAGCAACCCUUAACCACAAUAGGCUAUAUUUGUAAAAAAUAAUUAACUACUUUUGGUGGUCUUCCCCCACCCCCAGGCUCCCUUCCCCAAAAGAAUCACAAAAAAGGGAAACAGGAGUAGGUGAAAUGUUCAAGGUUGUUUCAGGUAAGUGGGAAACCAUUUUGACUUUUCAAGGUCUCAGAAAAGCUAUUUGUAAGCUCCUAGCAGGUGUUACUUCUGGCUUGUGCCAUCAGUGAGGUGACAAAGUGAGAACUUGUAACUGGGGUUGUGUUAGUGAGGGUGACUGUGUGAUUAGGUCAUAGAGAAAUGUGGUAAGCACUUUGCAUGAAUAAAGUUGGUGAUUUAUAAGGAUUCAUUAAGAGCUGAAUUUAUUUGACUUCAGUUUACAGUGUUGCCUCUCUCCUAGAUUUGAAACUAAUGCAAUAAAAUGUACAGAUAUAUAGUGUUCUUAAGGUCUCUUUCAUGCUAGGCUAGCCACGAGUCUUGUAAAAUUCAUUAGUUUUAAUUUUUACCAUGUAAAACAACAGCUGACUUUACAAAAGUAGAAGCUGUUUGGUACCAACAGAGCUAACCUUCCCAUCAACUGCUUGUUUUGCACAGGCUACAACCUGUCCACUGUAUACAUGACAUGUCCAUCAUGUACAAAUAUAUUUAAAUGAUCAUACACAUUUGGUCUAGUAAACAUCAACGUCUAAACACCUGUAACAAGCACACUUCAUAUUAGGACAAGAGGGUUUUUUGUGUUUUUUUUUUUGUUUCUCCCUCUCUCUCUCUCUCUCUCAUAUACAAAAAUCUCACAAAUUUAAUGUGUGUCAAUAUCCAUGCAGUAAAUAAAUGUUUUUUACAAAUAGGGUUUUUUAAAUGAUAAAAAUAUUACACUGGACCCAAAAUUCCAUACAAACAUUAGUACAUGAUUUGUCAUCCAUUUUGACUAAAUAUAGGAUUACUGAAAAUGUGCUGUAGAAAGGCCACUCUCCUGUACAGUUGUGCAAAGUCUGCAAAACGAUAGUGAUUCAAUGGUGGUUUCAAAUGCAAAGAAAAAGAUCCCCGCUGUGGAGUUUUCACUUUCUCCUCUACAGCAAAAAUAUUCACUGGCAUAUAUAUGAACUCUUAAGAUGUAAGUACAUUCACUGAGCUGUACAGGCAACAGUAUAAAGCUGAUUAGAAGUAGAUUUUAGGAUAUAGAAUAAUAAAGGAGGGUCCUUUCCUCCUGAAAAAACAGCAAAUUGUGACUUGUACGUUACGCAGCCAGACACUAAAAAGCAGCACAGUCAUUUUCAUGCUGUGAUCACUUUCAAAAACUAGAUGCUUAUAAAUGGAAAUAUAUGAGGAGGACUUUUUUCAUAGACUUCAUCCACUCUAUAAGCAAUUCACAAUGCUAGAAAAACCUCUAAAUUUUUUCUCUCAUGUAAUUCAGUGUGACAUCUCUCUGAAUGACCACCAUCCUCUUGCUCCUUAUUAGAGAAGUCCAUUAAAAUGUUUUCCACAUUGUUUUCUCUAUUGCAACAUCUAUCUGCCACAACUAAAUGUAUUUUACUUCCCUGCCUGAUGUAUAAUUACCGAAGCUUAGCUAACAGACCAGGGGAAAAUUGGAAACUACCUGGAAAAUUCACUCAUUUCAGUUUAUACCUUGUCUUUUAAGAGUUAAGAGUUCAAAAACACGAGUUUGGGCUGAACCUAUGUAUAUAUAGCUGUUAGCUGCCUUUCUGGGUGAGUUAAGUCUGUUUAAAAAAAUCCAUUCUUAAAUUCUUCUGUACACAAUCAGCAUUUCAUCACUACAAAAAUAAAGGAAGUUUUAAACCAAGAAAAUAAAGCAGCUCUAUCUUCAAUUUUGGUCUUAGUUACAAAAACAUCUUACAAAGCUUUGCCCUGAUACACCAUUAAGUGUUCUCAUAGAUUUGGAAUCGUAUUUCCAUUAACCAGCUAUCACAAGUUAAUAGACUAUUAAGACGAAUAUUAGAUACCUGAACUUUUCUUAUGUCGAUGCUCUUCUAUUUUGCUUAACUCUUUAUACGCACCUACAUUUCACAAAAAUAAAACUACAGCAUUAAACUUUGUGCAAUGUUUAAGAAAAUUCUUAGAACACUUUAAUAAAUAUAAAAAAGGUUUAAAUUCUUUCCCACCCAUAAGGAUGUCUGCACCUGAAAAAAUGUGAUUUACUUUUGAAUUCUCGUUUAUAUAAAAUUAACUUAAAGGGAGAAAAGAUGAUCUUAGAAAACUGCCUUUUUGUGGUUUUACUACUUGAAGACCACCUGUAUUCAGAAUUGUUUGCAAAAGUUAAUUUAAGUCAGUAAAGAUAGUUGAUUUUGCACAUGGUAAACAUAAGCUGAGCACUGACUGCAUAUAAAAUAUACAAAUGCUCAUUAAAGACAGUGGUACUGUGACCAUAUAUGGUUUGUUUCAUAGUUUGGUAACAUUAAAGUAUAGCUUGUCAAGUGUCCCACACAUGGAUAAAAAAAAACUACCUUAUGUACUUGUUCAGAGUACCAGCAGGUACUAUGAUUGCUUGAAGGCAGAAUGCACUUACACAUGCGUCUCAAUGUAUGAAUGAGUAUGUGUUAGGGAGGAAGUGAUUACAUCUACUUCAGAAGAAAUACUUAGUGGGUCAUUUGAGGUGGUGUUUUGACAGAUAUCCAAGAAAAGGUCGAGGUACAUCUGCUUCCAUUGUUGGAAUUCUUUAGAUGUCAAGUCUGGAUUGUCUAGGACUUUAUCAAUAAUGGCUACUUCUCCUUCUC